CCCGGAGCAGCCAGCAAGUAGCACGCGAGGGGUUUGUUGUUGCGGUCAGCUGCGGUUUUGCUGCUCGCUGCUCGUCGUAUUAUUUGCUUGGCAAGAGUACCACCGGUCGCUUGCUUUUCUUCCUCUUUUAUGAAGACUCACUUCAUGUUGACCCUUUUUCUGCCGACGUGGGUGGUCGGCUGACACCCGCAAUUAAAUGCCAGAGACAACCUGCCGACGCCCCCACAUCGCCUGCGAGCAACAGUUUUCCUUGAGAGAAAUUUGCGUGGAACUGUUCAAUGCGUCACAAAAGACUCAUCAUGUGAGGCACCUCAGCGUAGAUCAGCUGUUGGCAAGCCGUUAGGUUGCCCCUGGUUACUCUUUUAUUUUCGUCCGAUGGAACGCCCAAGCUCGAGAGGGAGCAGCCGGCGAGAGAAGGAGGCCGGCCGGUCGGGGGCGCCGAAGCAGAGCAAGAAGGCGCCGAGGACCACGCACGGUUACUCGGGCAACUUCCUCAAUAGCACAUACCCGACGACGCUGUUCAACAAGGGCUACAGCCUCUGCGACCCCUACUUCGGCGUGCUCGGCCCACACAAUUUCUCCAACCCCGCGCCGCCUCCCUACUCGGACCUGCUGCGGAAGCCCACCUUUCCCUACGGCCCUCCAUUCACUCACAAUCAGCCCGUCUACCGCGAGCCGGGCGGCCCUUACGUGGUCCUUCCCUCGGAGCCAACCUCCUUGCCUGUCUACGGACCGUGGUCAUCGCCAAGAACGAUGCGACCGGCCAUGGUGAAUCCAACCUGGGACGUCUGGUCCCCUGAAUUAAAUGCGAGAGAAGCCCAAAAACUGCCACCAACAAGAUUUACCAAUGGUCACUUGUGGAUCCCUGAUGAAGACGACUAUGCUAGUUUGCCUCCGCAGGUGAGCACGGAUGACAAGUCCGCUCAACACUCACCCAGGCCCGACAAUCGGCGCUUCAGCGACCCGUGCCUCAACAUUCCCCCGGAGGAAAAAGACAACGACUCUUCAAACACCGAUUGCAACGACGAAGAAGAAGGCGAGGCUUCUUCAGCUGCCACUCUUGCCAUGCAGGGAAACCUGGUCCAGCAGCUACUAAUGGAAAUGGGAGCGCUAAGAGCGUCUAAUCAAAAUCUGCAGCGCGAGCUGAACGAAACAAAGUUGCAGCUCGAGGCUGUCAAAGCGAGGCAGAACACGUCCUGGAGGAAACUCGGUCCUGAAUAUCAGCCUGGCAUGUUUACUGAAAUGGUCAGAGAAAUUCGGGAAGCGAGUCGAAUGCGUGACGAGGCUGUCAUGUCCCGGCUGAGGAUGGCAAACGGCACCUUCCAGGAUUUUACCGACCCUCGCCACUUCUUUGAAACACACAACCACCGAGGCAAUGAAAGACAACGAAGAGAAGCGCCUCCGUCUAUGAGACCGCAGGCCGCUCCUCGCAGACGAAACCAUCGAACCUCCAGAGGCAGUCUCCACGGAAGCCGAGCCGAGAGCAGCAUCGAUGAAGAUGAAAGCAGCUUGUCAGGGGACCUGCUGUCGGGCAACGCGGAAACUACCUCUAGCUCAAGUCCCGCUGGAAACUCAAAUGUUGCUGGAGUUCUGGCAGAUCAGGUGACGCAGCUGCAGAAGGAAAAACAGCAGUUGAGCGACGAGCUGAAGCAGGCGCGCGAAUCGAGAGCCGACACCGAAGCGCACGUUCAAAAGUUGGAGCGGCUUGUGGGAAUUCUACGCAAGAAAAUUACCACGGUGAACGGCUUGGACGGAAUCUCGAUGCAGGGCUCGACCGCCUCCUCGUCGCCGACCUCUUCCUUGGAGCCCGUCCUCACAGGCGCGAUGUCGCAGGUCACGAUCCACGGCCCUGUGACCAACCUGUGAACCAAACACGAAGUUAUCUUUCGUUCAACAAUAGUACAUUAUAUUGUUUUUCACACCUAAUUUUAACCACGAAAAACAGGGUAUCCACUACUAACAGGCUGGUAGUUGACGCUAGCGCGUGGGUCGUUUUGGCCCAAUAUUGGAAUCUAUACCAAUGACUAGAAUCUGAUUAACUUUAAAAUAUAUUUUCAACAGUAUUCAGUUUACUGCAUUAUUUACAAUAUUAUAUCAUAGUUUUGUAUCGUUUUAAGUAGUGCAGAUUUUUAAAUGUGCCGAAAUGUGCGGAAUCAAAUUAAACUUGUUUCAACAACAACAACUACUGUUCUUACAAAGAAGUGAUAAUGAACAGCUCACACCGAUGUGUAACAUUUCAAGAAGCAAUCUAAUUAGGAUAGGAAUCGACAAUCGACUGACUGAUGAUGUAGCUUUCUUUAGAAAUGAAUCACUAGCACCAACACACCGAUCCAUAUAUGCAGUUGGGCUAGAAUCUAGAAACUUGUUUUUUCACUUAAUUAUAUAUCUAUUUUGUGGGCGAUACAAAAAUAUGGAAUCUGAUUUUUAAAAGUGAAUUCCAUUGUUUGUUGGGGUUUUUGGAAUGUUUGGAAUGUUUUCGACUAACGUCAAAGUUCCAUUAGCCGCAAGCUCUGUACUUGGUUAAUAAUAUUAUGUAUUAUGUCAUGUAAUAAACUCACUCAGUUUUCGAAUAACACUGCGUAAUACAGCGCCGCCCAACAGGGCCGCUGUGUAAUAAAUAAAAGUCUAAUUCAUAA
This is a messenger RNA of Cloeon dipterum, 2636 nucleotides long. RefSeq lists its product as uncharacterized. The transcript is spliced from 10 exons. The record is from RefSeq and is a predicted model, not a curated record. Lineage: Eukaryota; Metazoa; Arthropoda; Insecta; Ephemeroptera; Baetidae. Bases 376 to 1866 code for a protein of 496 amino acids.